AUGGCAGUCAAGUACACUACAACUUUGGCCCAUACCUUUGUGGAGUGUUUAAAGAAAAGGACACCCACAAAAUUAAAGUACUUGGACAUGUCUGGUUUUCCAGCAGCGGAAAUCAUUGUGCAGUACCUAGCAUCCCACUGUUUACUUGUGUACAAUGAAGGAAAGCAAAAGGAAGUUAUUGCUGCUUACAACAAUAUAAUGAAAGAAUCUAUGGAUGAUUCAGAAAGAACAGUGUAUACUGUAGAUGAAACAUUGCCACCUGAUGACAGUUAUAGAAUUCAACUUGAUGCCUGUGUUACCAAUGGAGAGAACCACAUGGAGCUAUGUAAGGCAUUAAAGGUCUCUCAGUUCCAGAAUGUCCACUUUGGUGUACAAGUGACCAAAAUGGAUGCCACCUGCAUUGGUGAGGCCAGACUUACCAUCCUGCUGCAAUAUUUGAUACCUGAGCACCUAUUAGGACUGAGGCUCAAGUAUAAUGCCCUUACUGAAGAUGGGAUUGUGCGCCUUGCUCCACUUAUUUCUCGAUUUUACAAAAUCACAGCCCUGGACUUAUCUUGCAACAACAUCAAUUGGCAAAAACAUCAUGAAGCAUGUGAAGCACUGAUGUCUAUGUUUAAAGAAUUGAAAUGUUUGAAGAGAAUUGGAAUCCUGUUCAUUCAAGACCUCCCAUCUCAUGGACCUUUUGAAAGUGAGGAGAACUGUGAUGAAGCAGGUUACGAAUUUGAAAAAGAAUUCCUUAGAUCACUUGCAGCAUUGGCAAAGCAAUCAACAAAAGAGGGGAUAUUUGGGGUAGAAUUUGAUGUGCUAGAUCGCAGUCAUUUUAUUUAA
Molecule: messenger RNA, 828 nt
Organism: Lingula anatina
Lineage: Eukaryota; Metazoa; Brachiopoda; Lingulata; Lingulida; Lingulidae
Product: leucine-rich repeat-containing protein 14
Cellular component (GO): cytoplasm
Source: RefSeq, a predicted model, not a curated record